UGUAGUGGGUGUGGCCAGACGAUCAACGACCAAUACAUUUUGAGGGUGCACCCGGAUCUGGAGUGGCACGGUUCCUGUUUAAAGUGCGCCGAAUGCCAGCAACUUCUGCAAGAAAUGAACACGUGUUUUGUCAGGGGUGGGAGGAUUUUGUGCCGACAGGAUUAUUACAAGUUAUACGGGGUCAAAUGUCACGGGUGUCACCAGGGUUUCCACAGUAAUGACCUUGUGAUGAGGUCACUGGACCAGGCUUAUCACGUGACCUGUUUCAGGUGCGCCGAGUGCCGGAAGGUGUUGGUUCCGGGUGACGAAUACGGAGUGUGUGGGAGGAGCGGGAGGAUCCUCUGUAAGGCGGAUCACGAGAAAUUUGGGGGCCCACACCAUCAUUCCAUAAAACUCCCAUCGCCAACCACAUCGGCCACAACAAACCAUCUAAACCACCACCAGCAUCACCACACACUUGCUCAACACCAUCACCUUCACCACCACCACCACAACGGCAGCAGCAGCAACAGCAGCAGCAACACCAGCCACAAAACCACAAGAAUACGAACGGUCCUUAACGAGAAACAACUCCACACUUUGAGGACUUGCUACAAUGCUAAUCCCCGACCCGAUGCCCUGAUGAAGGAGCAGUUGGUGGAGAUGACAGGGCUCAGCCCCCGAGUCAUCCGGGUCUGGUUUCAAAACAAGAGGUGCAAGGAUAAGAAGAAAAACGUUAUCGUUAAGCAGGUCUGUUUCUGUGUUGUUGUUGAUGUUGUUGUUGUUGGUGGUGGUGUCGUUGUUGUUGUUGUUGUUGCUGAUGACGUAUAUGAGGCUGAUGAAGAUGUUGGUGAGGACGAUGGUGAUAACGCAUGUGACGUUUUUGUCGUUGUUGUUGUUUUGGGUGGGUGGUGGUGUCGUUAUUGUUGUUGUUGUUGCUGCUAUUGUUGUUGUUGUUGCUGCUAUUGUUGUUGUUGUUGA
Helobdella robusta is the source of this 960-nucleotide messenger RNA. RefSeq lists its product as hypothetical. NCBI's taxonomy places the organism in Eukaryota, Metazoa, Annelida, Clitellata, Rhynchobdellida, Glossiphoniidae. The annotation marks the transcript as partial. Gene Ontology annotation, molecular function: DNA-binding transcription factor activity, RNA polymerase II-specific; cis-regulatory region sequence-specific DNA binding. Gene Ontology annotation, biological process: axonogenesis; positive regulation of transcription by RNA polymerase II; neuron fate specification. The record is from RefSeq and is a predicted model, not a curated record. Gene Ontology annotation, cellular component: nucleus. The transcript has 3 exons.